AUGUCCCAAACUGCCGUUAUAAACUAUCCACAAUUAGAAGAAUUUCUGCAGAAGGAAGGAUCAACAGAAGAUGAAGCGAGAGCGUGGUACGAUAAGUUGGUCGAUUAUGAAAUCGAGGGCUCCGAAUCGCCGCAAGAAAUAGAACUACUUUAUAAUGGAGCAAAGUAUUUGAUGAGUUUUGGAUUCACGGCAGCAGAAGAAUUACGAGAUGUAGCGGAACACGAAGCAGUUACAAUGGCAGAAAAAGAAGAUCAAUGGGAAGAACAGAAAACUGCGUUGAAUUCAGAAAUAGAAGCAUUGAGAGAUCGAAUAACUUCGAAAGCAGAAAUUGGAGAUUCAACAGAAGCGUUUCGGGCACAAAUCGACAGUUUGAAGGAGGAAAAUAGGCAGUUGCAGCAAUUGAAUAGAGAUAGAGAUAGAGAAAUGGCAGAUCAAAGAGAUCGAUUCGAGAAUUUGGCAUCUCGAGUGGACACUCUUACAAGAGAAAGAGAUGCACUUUCUGAUCAUAAAGCUCAAUUAGAAGAUACAAUUCGAGAACUAAACCGCCGUAUAUCCGCCAAAACUGAAGACACAGGAGGAGAUUGGGAAAGCAAAAAGCUGAAAUUGAGGAAUGAGCAAGUGCUGACUAUAAGUAGACAAAUGCAGGCUGUAGUGACCCAGAAUGAGGAAUUGAGAGAAGAAAUAGAUCGAGUUAGUGAUGCUCUGGAAGAAGCAACAAGAAUCAUUGAACAAAGUGCUCUCAGAUACACCGAGAUGACAAAUAAAUUGGAAAUCAGCCAGUUAAGAAUCGAAGAGCUUUACAAUCAAAAUCGACGGUUGACCCAAGUGCUUCCUGAAGAACUUGUCGAGCAUGUGAAUCAGUGUAUUUCUGCUGCUGAGAACAUGUUGACUGGAAAACCAACAGAUAAAAUCAACUUUUUGAUUCAAGUUGCUGAUCUUCUUGCUCCGAAAUUUCUAAAUGAAAAUGAUAUGAAGGCGUUGGAAGAUGCGACUGGAAUGACGGAAGCAGUUGAACAAAAAGAGAAAAUUGAAAGAGCCGAUGAGAGAAUUCGAUCGUUACAGGAAGAGUUGAGCGCGGUGAUGGAGGAAUGUGCUCGAAUGAGAACUAUGAUAAGGGAGGAUCGAACUGGAGAAAAGGAGCAGGAACUGGAACAGUUGAAAAAGGAAUUAGUGGAUGCAACGACACUCGCAAGGAAUUUAUUCGGAGAAGCAAUGUCAGAAGUGCCUGGACAAGAUCCGACAACGACAUUGCAGAUGAGAAUAUUACAGCUGGAGCAUACAAUGGAACAGUUGAAUGAAGAAAAAGAGAAUCAUAAGAAGACAAUAGAAGAAAUGCAAUUUACGAUUGAACAGAAAGACGAAAAUAAUGGGGAUGUUCUAAGUGAGCUGAAUCGAUUGAAAGAUGAAUAUAGGUUGUUUAAGGCAAAGUUCGGAAGUGCUCGAGAAGAAAUUGCACGACUAGAAAAGCAGUUGAAAUUCCGCGAUGAUCAGAUUGGAAAACUUCAGCAGCACUGCACGCUACUCCAAGUGGAGUUAGGAAGGUAUGCAGAAGGAUCUUAUAAAUCGAUCGCCAAGCCAACAACCCCAAGAAAAAUCAAAAGACCCGACAUACUUCUUAUUUCAAAAAAAGAAAGAGACGAAUCUAGAAAAGUAGUUGAAUCUGAAGAAGUUGAAUCUCCGAAAAAAUCCUCGCCGAGAGUUGUGGAAGAUGUCGAAACUCCAAAAACAGUUUCAACUCCGAAAACCACUAUACGAGCUGAGCCAGCUUCACAUUCUGGAGAUUAUUCAGAUAUUGCACAACAAGCAGUUUUGAUUUCAAAUCUCUAUUAUGAACUAAUGCAGCUUCUGGAGGAAGCCUCAUACAAAGACGAGCAAUUGGUUCAAAUGCAAAAGUCCUGGAAGUCAACCCAAACCUCAUAUCAGGAAAUGAAAACUCAGUUAGAGUUGGCAUAUACUGAAAUUAAGAAGUUGAAGAAAGAGAAUAUGAUGGUCGAAGAGAAAACUUUGGACGAAUUGAAAUGUACGGAGUUGGUUGAACUUCAGCGACUCGUCGAAACAAUCAAUGUCGGAGGAACGGAAAUGGAAAGAAGAAUGGGAGAAGCGACGAGAAUGUUGGUGACAGAGCGGAUGGAAAGAAUGAGACCGUGGCAGAAGGUCCCACAACGACAACUACCAUUCACAAGACAAUGCACAAUUCUUAAAACUAAAGUUGAGAGAUUAGAAGAGACCACAAGGAGAUCUCGAGAAGCAUUGAGAGAAAAGGAACUGGUUUCUCAAAGAACUAUAAAUCGGUUGAAGUAUGAAAAUGAUACGACCACCAUUGAAAUCGGAAGACUUCAAACGAAACUUUUGCAAAGUGUUCCGACCGAAGAUUAUGAUAAAUUAAUGAGAAAAUAUAAGAGAUUGGUGAAGGAAAGCACUGGAGUAGAAACAAAUAAUGAAGAUAUUCCAAGACAGGAAAUGACUGCUUUUUCAAUGAAUCCAAAUGAAGCAGAAGUGGAAGCAAGAGAGAAUAUGCUCAAGAAAAUGAUCGACGUCGUAUCCGAUCAGAGUGACUUUUGGAAUCAAGAAGCUGCAAUGCUCCAAGCAGAAAACGAAGAACUCAAGAAAUUCAUAGAAGACGUGGAAAACGAAAGUGAUUUGAAGAGUGUGCUGGGAGCCGUAGAACGACGUCUUCUGAAUACAAUUCGAGAAUUGAGAGAAAACGAGAGAGAAUAUUUGAGAGAGAAAAAGAAACAAAGAGGAAAUGAUGUUGAAGUGAGAAGGGAUUCAGAAAUACUUCGUCGAGAGAGAAUGGCACUUAUCAAUGUGAUAAAUAUUCUGCAAAGAGAGAAUAAGAUUCUCAGGGAUCAGGCGAUUGGAACGGUUAGUCUACAACAGUUGGAAAUGUUGCGUUCAAAUAUCUUCAACGCACGGUUGAAAGAAACAGAAAUAGCUCAAAAAAUGGAAAACAUAGACAAGAUGAAGGAGGAGAUGGAGACAGAAAAUCUCAGGAUUCGAGCCCUUCGAACCGCAAACGAAGUGAUAUCCACAUUCGAUGGGAAUGAAAUCAGACCUCAGAACAAUAACGAAGUAGUUGAAAAGCAAAUGCAAAUGGCAUAUUUUAACGCAUCCCAACAGAGUGCUAAAGCGAAACAAUUGGAGAGAUUAGUUCAUUUGAAAGAGCAGAAAAUGGCAGAAUUGAAUGAAGAAAUGAGAGAAUUGAGGAAAUGGAAUUUAGAAUUGAUUACUACAAUAGAGACAAUGAAAGAUUUCAAAGCUGGGAGAAGAGAAUCACACCAUAAGCCAGAAACAAUCUCUAUCGCAGCGGAUAUUGAAAACGGAGAAGACAGUUUGGAUAAAGAAAGUGAUUAUGAAAUGGACAUAAGAAGUGAAACUUCAUCAUCCGAAGAAUCCUCCGGAAGAAUUGUGGUUCGAACCAUUGUUCAAGACAAUGUGGAAGCAUUCGAAAAUAGAAUAAAAGAGAUCAAAACAUCAGCUCAAUUGGCAGUUCAGGGAUAUAAGGAACAGUUGGAACUAAAGGAGAUUGCAAUUGAGAGAUACAAAAAGCUUUUACGACAGAAAAUUGAUGAAGGUGUUCAGGUUAUCGAAAAAGUGGAGAUCGUGCAGCAGGAAAUUGAAGUUCCUGAUAGAGAAACUGAAGGGAGACUGAAAAAUUCUGAAACAAAAGUGAGAGAAUUGGAAUUGGAAAUCAAGAAAAUGAGAGCCAGUAUCAGAAAAGCAGAGAAGAAAAUCGAUGAGGAGAACACUGAAGAAGAACAGUCAUGGAGGAUAGAAAAUCUAAAAGAAUUUUUAGAUGAAGAAGUACAAACUGAAUGGGAAAUAUCACUUCCGCCUCAUUCGGCUUACUCAAAUUUAAAUAAUAUAAAUGAGGAAGAAUUGGAAGAAAUUCCAAAGUCUGCGAAAAGUGAGAAAGUGCGAAGAUUGGAAGAGGAAAUGCAAUUACUGCAAGAAUUAGUGGCGAAAUCCGAUUCAAAGGACGGAGAGAAUAUGCGACAGAAGUCAGAAAUUCGAGAUUUGAAAGCGAGAGUUCAGAGAUUAACAAAGACAAAUAAGGAGUUGUUGGCAACAUGUGAGAGUAUAAAAGAGGAUGCGUUAGCUGAGUUAUCGACGUUUAGAAGAAAUAAUGAAACAAGUGAUGAGAAAAGAAUGUUAGAUUUGAGAGUGGAAUUGGAGAGAAUUCGAACGACGAAUCGAACUUUGCGUAAUGCUAAUGAAGAGUUGAAAACUGAAUUGAAUCGUUUGAAGCAGAUUUUGGAAAAAAAGGACAACAAGAAUGAUGUGGAUGAAUGGAUAAAGAAAAAACGACAGGAGGAAACAAUUGCGUCUCUGAAGGAGAAAUUAAAAAGUAAGCUGACUUAUUCGAAUGCUGCGAACAAAAUUUUUGUUACAGAAAAGGAAAUGACUGAAAAAGAGAAUUUGGAAAAGUUGAAGAAGCGAGAAAUGGUGAUUGAGACCAUGAGGAAUGAUCAAGGAUUGCGGAGUGCUGAAAUAGAAAGAUUGCAGAGAAAACUGAAAUUGGUAGGCUUCAAUUUUCAAUGUAAAUCUAAUUCGCAAUUUCUAUUUCAGAAUGAUCCUACAGUCAUAAAAACGAAAGUAGAGACAGAAUGGAAAUGGAAGUUAGAAAUCCUAGAAGCAAGUAUUACCAAAAAGAAUGAGGAACUAUCUGUUCUACACAAAAGCAUCUCACGGAUGAAGUCCGAAAUAGAGCAUUUGAAGUCGAAACAUGUGAAAGAGAUUGAAAAGAUCCAAGUGGAGAAUAUCGAUCGAAUUCGAAAAGAAGUAACCAAAACACGAGAAGAAGUUAAAAAAUCGAUGACUGUAAUUCGACCAUCAAUGAGUUCGGUUCAAAUUCAAACAGAUUUAAUUCAAAUGGAUGAUAAGACAACUGGUAGAAGUACCGGAAGAAGUCAUCGAUCUGGUGAAAGUCAUAAAUAUCUGCACAAAGUGAAAUCUUUGUCUUCUUCUUCUUCAUCAACUACAUCUUCUUCGAAUUCAAAAUCUCAUCCAAAAACUCCAACUUCCUCUUCAAACAGUUCAGUUGAAGCCGUUUCUGAUAGACGAUCAAGUCGGAAGUCUCUUGAUAAAACGUUAUCUCUGGGCCGGACUCUUGACGGUUUAGAAUUAUCAGCUCCUGAAAAAUCAGAAAGAAGCGACUAUCAUCAACUGAAAGAGAGUUUGAAAUUGACUCGUGAAAGACUGGAGGAAAGUCAAACAAAUUUGGUUAGAAUGGAAAAAGAUUACUCAUCGCUUUUCGAGAAAUUUGAUAAUCUGAAAUUACGGUCCCAAAGAGAUGAGAAACCAACUGGCGCUGUACUGGUUUUAUCAGAUAAACUAGCAGCGAAAGAUAGAGAAAUUGCUCAACUGAAAACCCACAUUUCCCAAUUGCAAAGAACUAUUCAUUUACAAGGCAUCUCAGAAUCCCGAAUUCAUUGA
This is a messenger RNA of Caenorhabditis briggsae, 5436 nucleotides long. Lineage: Eukaryota; Metazoa; Nematoda; Chromadorea; Rhabditida; Rhabditidae. The transcript has 21 exons. The record is from RefSeq and is a predicted model, not a curated record. Bases 1 to 5436 code for a protein of 1811 amino acids.